CUAGAGACAAUUACUUCAGAACUUUCAACACUACUCGGGCCAUUCUCUUACGAUCAAUGGAGGAAUUAGAUGGUGGCUCUUGGGUUUGCAGGGCAAGGUUCUCCAGCAUGGCCUUCCCUAGUUUGGAUACCGUGAAGCUUUCAGAAAAUCUAUUAUCUACUGAACAACGAUGGAAUUUGUACAAGUUUUGCUUGGAUUUGAAGUUGAAGAAUUCAACAUCUUUGUCAGAAACAACGAGCUUUACAUCAUCAUCAUCAUCAUCACCUGCGACUUCCUCCAAUGGCCUUGAUCAAAAGCUGAGGAAUUUGGACAUAGAUUCUUCUGAAUCAAAGCCAACAACAUCAAGGAAAACAGACCCUGAUUCCAGGAAAUCUAAUUUGUUCUUAAAUAGGAGGAAUGAACGAAGAAGAUCAAGGGGAGGAAAUAGAAGGUCUGUGUCUCCACUUGGCAGUACCGAACUCUCUGAUACCUCCAAAGAGGAAAGCAAGUCUCAUGGAAAGAGAUUCUUUUUACUACCACUCAGACGACAUAAAUCCAAAAAUAAGAGUGUAUCAAAAGAUGAUCUUGUGCAACAUGCUACCAGGGCAACAUCACCUUCAAGUUUGGAGAAGCUGAAAGACAAGAAGGAGAAUAAUUCUUGGUCUACUUGUUUUUAUGCUGGUGUUGGGAAAGUCAUGGCUGUAGAGGAUGUAUAG
This is a messenger RNA of Dioscorea cayenensis subsp. rotundata (Guinea yam), 695 nucleotides long. Its product is annotated as vitellogenin-A2-like. The record is from RefSeq and is a predicted model, not a curated record. Bases 57 to 695 code for a protein of 212 amino acids. Lineage: Eukaryota; Viridiplantae; Streptophyta; Magnoliopsida; Dioscoreales; Dioscoreaceae. The transcript is spliced from 2 exons.